GACUUGCCUCUCCAGAAUGACUAUGCUCCAUUUCUAGGUCUCAAAUCACAACCAUGAAUUUGAUCUUAUGGUACUUGGUUGUGGCUCUUUGGUGCUUCUGCAAAGAUGUGGAAGCCCUACUUUACCAACAAAAAUCGGAUGGUAAAAUAGCAGCAAGCAGAUCAGGCAGCUUCUCUUACGGUAGUUCAUCCUCUGGUGACUUGGACAGAAAAAAGCCACUCUUUAGCUUGGAAUUUGGUUCUCCAGGAGAAGCUGAAGACAAGUCCAGACAACGUCAGGAUGCUGGGAGUUCAAGGUCAGAAGACACCCUAGCAGGUGGCUUUUUUUACAGUAGUUCAUCCUCUGGUGACUCAGACAGGAAAAAGCCACUCUUUAGCUUAGGACUUGGUGCUGCAGGAAAGGUAGAAGACAAGUUCAGAGACCAUCAGGAUGCCGGAAGUUUAAAGUCAGAAGACACCCCACCAGGUGGCUUUUUUAAUGGUAGUUCAUCCUCUCGUGACUCAGACAGAAAAGAGUCACUCUUUAGCUUUGAAUUUGGUGCUACAGGAGAGGCUGAAGACAAGUCCAGAGAACGCCGGGAUGCUGGGAAUUCAAGGUCAGAAGACAGCCCAGCAGAUAGCACCAACACACAAUAUGGUGCUGGCAUUAGUAGCAGUGGUGCCUCUCUGAAUAUGGGAUUUGGUUGGGGGAAGUCUGAUGAAAAGGGAUUGGAAGUCGGUAGAGCUGAUGGGAGUGAAACUAGAGGCAGUGGAUCUGCUGGGGGUGAAACCAUAGUCUUUGGAUCUGAUGCAGGUAGCUCAGUUGGAACUGGUUAUUCUGGUUUGAAACUUGGAGCAGGGAAAGGUGAUGUUGCAUUUGGUUUUGCAGUUUCUGAUUCAAAUUCAUUUGGUGACAGUGGCAUUAGUAGCAAAACAGUUGAAGGAAAUCAAAUGAGUAGUUCUGGAGGAUCUGUUUCCAUUGAUCUAGGUGAUACCAGUUUAAGAAGUGAGAAUCAAUUUGUUGGUGGUGGCUCUCGAAAUUCGAUAUCCAAUUUAUGGGAUUCUGGUCAAGAGGGAUUUGAAAUCAGUGAAAUUGGAGGGAAUGGAAUGAGUGGCAGUGUAUCUGCUGAGGCUGGAUUCAAAGGUUUUGGAUCUGAUGGCAGUAGCUCAGGUGACUCAAGUGCAAGAAAUGGGUUUGAAAAUUCUAGUGAUAUCUCUGAAGAUUCAGGAGUCAUAUUGGGGUCAUCUGAUCAACAUGAAUUUGAAGUCAGUAGAACUGGUGGGAAUAGAAAGAGAAGCAGUGAAUCUGCUGAGGCUGGAAACUUGAGUCCUGGAUCUGAUGUCCGUGACUCAGGAGGAAACACUUAGUCUUCUGGUUCUGGAAGUGGUGGAGGAAGUGUCACAAACUCGUCUGAAUACAGUACAUCUGGACCACUCAAUACUCCAGAAAAAGGAUCCCACAUUCCAGAAGCAACUCCAAAAUACUCAGAAACAAAUGCAAUUAUUGGUGAAGCAUCUACCUGGAGCAAAGGAGCAUAUAAGUCUUUCAAUGGCCGCAUCUUUUUGUUCGAAUCUUCAUGCCCGUACACUUUCUGCCGUCACUGCGUUGAAUCUGGAGGGGAUUUCAAUAUUGAAAUCAAACGAAACAAUGAUAGUGAGACUGAAAAAAUAACAGUUCUAAUUGACAAUAACGACAUCUCUAUUUUUGGUGACACCAUUUUAGUUAAUGGAGAAAGCAUACAGAUACCAUAUAACAAUAAGUUGAUUCACAUUAAAAAAUAUGGAGAAUAUAAUGUUCUGAAUAGCCGUAGAGGAAUCCUGACUUUAAUGUGGGACAAAAAUAACAAGCUCUCACUCACUCUUCACAAGCAAUAUCCAACUUGUGGUCUUUGUGGUAACUUCAACAGCACUCCAGGGGAAGAUAUUAAUGAGCAUAUUGCCAAUAGUAAAAUUCCUGGUGAUUGUCCCAAUGCUGUGGGUAAAAGCUAUGAAGUUUGUGAAGAUGGAAUACAGCACUGUAACAAAAUUAUUGGAACCUACUUUGAGAAAUGUGGAAAGGUUGCCGCUCUAUCCAGUGACUACAAAAUGAUCUGCAUUGAUGAAUACUGCCAAACUAGAGACAAAACAUCUACAUGUGACACUUACUCUGAACUGUCCCGCCUCUGUGCCUCAGAUGGUCCUGGCACCUUUGAAUCCUGGCGAAACGAUUCCGAUGUGGUUUGUGAAACACAUAGAUGUCCAGAAGAACAACAUAUCUACAAAGAAUGUGGACCCUCCAACCCUGCAACUUGUUCUAAUGUGGCUCCUUUUCAAGACAGUGACUGUGUGAGUGGCUGCACCUGCCCAGAAGGUUAUCUGUUGGAUGAUAUUGGAGAGAAACGAAAAUGUGUAUUAAAAGCUGAAUGUCCCUGUGAAUCCAGUGGAAACGUGUAUCAGCCAGGAGAAGUCCGAGAAGGUCCUUGUGGUUCUCAGUGCACAUGCCAAGAUGCAAAAUGGUCUUGCACUGAAGCAUUAUGCCCUGGAAGAUGUAAGGUGGAAGGAAGUUCCCUUACCACCUUUGAUGGUGUUAAGUACAGCUUUCCUGGAAACUGCCACUUCCUGGCCAUUCACAAUGAAGAUUGGUCUAUUAGUGUUGAGCUCCGUCCAUGCCCAAGUGGUCAGACAGGAACGUGCUUAAAUAGCGUUACACUUCUUUUGAGUUCUUCUGUUCCAGUUGACAAAUAUAUAUUCAGCAGUGAUGGAACAGUCACAAAUGACAAGAUUAGAAAUCAAGGUUAUUACUAUUCAGAUAAAAUACAGAUUUUCAAUGCAUCUUCCUCAUAUCUUCAAGUAGAAACAUACUUUCAUGUAAAACUACAAAUACAAAUUGUUCCUGUGAUGCAAUUAUAUGUUUCUAUGCCACCCAACCAAUUCACAGACACUGUGGGACUCUGCGGUUCCUACAACAACAAAGCAGAGGAUGAUUUCAUGUCAAGUCAGAAUAUAUUGGAGAAGACAUCUCAAGCAUUUGCUAAUUCUUGGGAAAUGAUGUCCUGUCCUAAAGGAAACCCCUCUUCAUGUAUUAGUAUAGAAAAAGAAAAGUUUGCUGAAAGGCACUGUGGAAUUCUUCUUAAUUCAAGUGGGCCUUUUGCUUCCUGCCACCCAAUUGUGAACCCUAAACACUAUCAUGAGGAAUGCAAAAAAUAUACUUGCUCUUGUGAAAACAGUCAAGACUGCCUAUGUACAAUUUUAGGCAACUAUGUGAAAGCGUGUGCUGAGAAGGAAACAUACAUAGUAGAAUGGAGAACUGGCCUAUGUGAACAUUCUUGUCCAAGUGGACUAGUUUUCAAGUACAAUGUAAAAGCCUGUAAUAGUUCUUGCCGAUCAUUGUCAGAGAGAGAUAGGAGCUGUGAUGUAGAAGAUGUUCCAGUUGAUGGAUGCACCUGCCCUGAUGAAAUGUACCAGAAUAAUGAAGGAAAUUGUGUACUGAAAUCUCAGUGUGACUGCUACAUAAAUGACGAGGUCAUGCAACCAGGCAAACUCAUCCAUAUUGAUGACAAUAAAUGUGUCUGUCGGGAUGGAAUUCUUCUUUGCCAGAUUCCCAUUGAUUUAACCCUACAAAAUUGUUCUGGAGGGGCUGAGUAUGUAGACUGCAGGGAUCCCAAGGCACAGAGAAGAACCGACAGAACAUGCAGUACUCGGAACAUACCUGUUUUUGAUGAGAACUUGCCUUGCAAACGUGGGUGCUUUUGUCCAGAAGGAAUGGUUCGAAAUUCUAAAGGGAUAUGCAUCCUUCCUGAUGACUGUCCAUGCUCUUUUGGUGGACGAGAAUAUGAUGAAGGAAGUGUCACUUCUGUUGGCUGCAAUGAAUGUACCUGCAUUAAAGGGUCUUGGAAUUGUACCCAAAAUGAAUGUCAAACCAUCUGCCACAUCUAUGGGGAAGGUCAUGUUAGAACUUUUGAUGGGAAAAGUUACAGUUUUGACGGUCUCUGCCAGUAUUCAUUUCUUGAGGAUUAUUGUGGUCAUGAAAAUGGCACAUUUCGUAUUUUAACGGAGAGUGUUCCAUGCUGUGAAGAUGGACUAACAUGCUCAAGAAAAAUUAUAGUUUCUUUUCAGGAUCAGAAUGUUGUCUUGCAAGAUGGUAAAGUAACAGCAGUCAAAUCUACAGAAAGUAAGAAAUGUGAACUCAAUACAAAUGCAUACUCCGUACAUACUGUUGGCCUGUACUUAAUUCUGAAAUUUCAAAAUGGAAUAAUCAUGAUUUGGGACAAAAAUACAAGACUGUCUGUUAUUCUGGAUCCCAACUGGAAUGGCAAGGUGUGUGGUCUUUGUGGAAAUAACAAUGGUGAUCUCAAGGAUGAUUUCACAACAAGAUACUCUUCAGUAGCUUCUGGAGCACUGGAAUUUGGGAAUAGUUGGAAAACAAGCCAAGAGUGUUCAGAUACAGUGGCUCAGACUUUCCCAUGUGAUUCAAACCCAUACUGUAAAGCCUGGGCUGUGCGAAAAUGUGAGAUCCUCAGAGACAGCACCUUCAGAGACUGCCACAGCAAGGUUGACCCCAGUGCUUACUAUGAUGCAUGCAUUGAAGAAGCCUGUGCAUGUGACAUGGAGGGGAAGUACCUGGGAUUCUGCACUGCCGUGGCUAUGUACGCAGAGGCGUGUAGUGCAGUUGGAGUUUGUGUCUCAUGGAGAAAACCAAAUCUGUGUCCUGUCUACUGUGAUUAUUACAAUGCACCUGGGGAAUGCAGAUGGCAUUAUGAACCUUGUGGCACAGUGACUGCAAAAACAUGCAAAGAUCAGGUCAUUGGCCAGAAGUUUUCUUCACUUUUAGAAGGUUGUUAUGCUAAGUGCCCAGAUAGUGCUCCUUACCUGGAUGAGAACACCAUGAAAUGUGUCAGUUUAUCUGAGUGCAGCUGCUUCUAUAAUGAUAUCAUACCAGCAGGGGAAGUGAUUGAAGAUAAUUGUGGAAGAACAUGCUACUGUAUUGCAGGGCAGUUGGAAUGCAGUGAAACUGCUCCUACCAAUUCAACAUUUGCAGUUUCCACUACAACAGCUACUGCCAUAUUAAGCACCGGAACAGCAAUUACACUGGUUACCAGUAGCCCAGGCAUAGCAGCAUCCAUUCUAGCGAUUACAACAUCAAGCAGUGAAACAACAGGAACUACUCUAGGUCCUCUCACCGAGCCUUUUACUACAGGCAUUACUGAAACUUCAGUUCCCAUCAUCUCAACAUCUGGAAAUGCAGGCACGACAGAAGUAGUGAGCCCCACCGUCACUGGUGCUGCAGGCGUGGCAGGGACAACUGGAGUGUUACCAGGUAUAACCACAGGAGCUGAACAUGGAAAUUUAAGAACAGGAAGCACAGGAGUUUCUGCAGGUUCCACCACUGCCAGCCCUGAAGCCUCAGUCACAACCUCUGAAAGCAGCAAAUCAGGAACUACUGGACCCUCAGUAGGUGGAAAACCUAGAGCCACAAGCAGUGAAGCGACAUCAUCUGAAGGCGUGUCAGGUGGAACAGGACAGUCUCUCGGAUCUACCGCUGGAUCUGACAGUGAAAUCACAGCGAGAACAUCUUUCACUGGUUCCAGCUUACCUGGGAAACUCACUAAGCCAAGCCCAGGCUCACCUGGUCACUUUAGUGGUGGAACAACUGAAGGGGGAAAUGUAGCCACCACUGGAGCUGCUGGUGAAAACACUUCUGGAGCAUCGGGUUCAACAGAAGGGUCCGUGGAAGCCACCACCAGAGCAGGCAGUGGAAACACAGCUGGAACAUCAGGUACUAGGGCCACUGGUCCUGGAAACACAGCAGUCUCAGGCACACCUGUGGUAUCACCUGGAGCAGCAACUCCUGGAGCUCCAGGUACCAGCACCCCUGGGGAAGCAGGCAUUGGGGCCACCAGUUUUGGAAAAUCAGGGACCCCGACAGUAUCUGCUGCUUCAACUACCAGUAGCCCUGUGAGUAAACACAUCGAUGCAGCCUCAGCCACAGCAGUGACAAUCUCUGGCAGCAAACCAGGUACACCUGGAACACCAGGUGGUACAACUAGUGGAGGUGAAAUUAUAUCUGGGCGGUCCAGCAGUGGUACCACCACAGGCUCUUCAAAUAUACCAGGGGCAACUGGAUCAUCAACUGGGGAGACAGAGACAACUAGACCAUCAGCUAAAGUAACAGGGAAUUAUGGACAAUCAUCUGAAAUACCAGGGACAACUAAAUCAUCAUCUGAUGUUUCAGGGACAUUGGAGCCAUCAGAUAUAACAUCUGGACCAUCAGUUGCAGUGACAAGGACUUCUGAACAAUCGUCAGGAGUCACAGGGACAUCUGAACUAUCACUUGGAGUAUCAGGGACAACUGGGCCAUUAGCUGAAAUAUCAGGGACAACCAGACCAUUAGUUUCAGGAUUAAGGACAACUGUAUCAUUAGCUGGAGGAUCAGGGACAACUGGACCUUCAUCAAGAGAAUCAGUGACAACUAGACCAUUAGCUGAAGGUUCAGGGACAAGUGGACAAUUGGUUACAGGAUCAAGAACACCUGGAUCAUCAGCUACAGAACUAGGUACAACUGUGUCUUUUACUGGAGGAUUAGGUACAAGCAGAUCAUCUGCCAUAGAAAUAGGGACAACUAGACCAUCACCUGAUGGGUCAGGAACAACUGGACCAUCUGUUGUGAGAUCAGGGACAACUAGAUUAUCAGCUGGAGUGACAAGAGCAACUGAAACAUCACCUAGAGUGACAGGAACAACUACACGAUCAGUUGAAGACUCCAGAACAACUGGACCAUCUGUUCUAGUGACAGGAACAACUGGACAAUCAGGCCAAGGAUCAGGGACAACUGGAAAAUCUAUUAUAGAAUCAGGACCAUCUCUUGUAGGAUCAGGGACAAAUGGGCCAACAUCUGCAGGAUUAGGAACAACUGCACCAUCAGCCAGAAGAUCAGGUACCACAAGACCAUCAGUUGGAGGAACUGGGACAAAUGGACAAUCAGGUGCAGAAUCAGGAACAACUGAACCAUCAGCUAGAGUGACAGAUGUAACUGGAACAUCAGCUGAAGUAUCAGGAAGAAUUGAACCAUCAGCUACAGGAUCAGGUACAAGUAGACCACUAGGUGAAACAGCAGGUACAACUGUACCAUCAGUGGAAGGAUCAGAGGCAACUGGACCAUCUGUCAUUAGAUCAGAAACAACUAGACUAUCAGUUAUAGGAUCAGGGACAACUGGAACUUCAACUGGAAUUUCAGGUGCAACAAGAUCAUCGGGUGGGGGAAUGGGGACAACUGGACAAUCAACUGCAAGAUCAGAAACAACUGGACCACUUUUUGGAUUGACAGGAACAUUUGGACAAUCCUCUACAGUGACUGGGACAUCUUCAAAUUCAGCUGGAGUAACAACAUCUGAAAAAUCACCUGGAGUGGCAAUGACAACAGGACUAUUGGGUGAAGGGUCAGCUACAACUCGACCACCUCUUUUAGAAUCAGAGACCACUGAAUCAUCAGCUGGAGUGACAAUGACAUCUGGACAAUCAGCCAGAGUGACUGGGGCAACUGGACCAUCAGCUGGAGAGAUGGGAACAACUGGACCAUCAACUGAAGGAUCAAUUGCAACUGUACCAUUUAUUAUUGGAUCAGAAACAACUAGACCAUUAUAUAUAGGAUCAGGGACAACUGGAACUUUAUCUGGAGGUUCAAAUACAACAAGAACAUCAGUUGGAGCAACAGGGACAACCAGAAAAUCAACUGCAAGAUCAGAAACAACUGGACCCCUUUCUGGAUUGACAGGAACAUAUGGGCAAUUGGCUGGAGUCACUGGGACAUCUUCAAAAUCAGCUGGAGUAACAGUGACAUCUGAAAAAUCAGCUGGAGUUGCAGUGACAACAGGAUCAUUUGUUGAAGGAUCAGUCACAACUGGACCACCUCUUUUAGAAUCAGAGACAACUAGACCAUCAGGUGGAGUGACAGUGACAUCUGGACAAUCAGCCAGAGUGACUGAAACAGUUGGAGCAUCAGCUGGAGUGAUAGGAACAACUGGACCAUCAACUGAAGGAUCAGGGGCAACUGGACCAUCCAUUGUGGGAUCAGGAACAGCUAGACCAUUCGCUGGUGAAUUAGGUACAACUGAAUCAUCAGCUGGAGUGACAGGGAUAAGGCCAUCAUCAGGAGGAUCAGGGACAACUGAGUCAUCAUCAAGAGAAUCAGCAACAACUGGACCAUCAGAUGAAGGAUCAGGAACAACUGGACUAUCACCUGGAGUGACAGUGACAUCUGGACAAUCAGCUAGAAAGACUGAGACAACUGGAGCACCAGCUGGAGUUACAGAAACAACGAGACCAUCUGUUGUCAAAUCAGGGACAACUGGACCAUCUGUUACAGGAACAAGGACAACUGUAACUUCAUCUGGAGAAUCAGGCACAAGAUCAUCAGGUGGAGAAACAGAGACAACUGGCCAAUCAGCUGUAAAAUCAGGGACAGCAGAAUCAUUUACUGGGUUGACAAGAACAUCUGGGCAAUCUGCUGGAAUGACUGUGACAUCUGCACAAUCAGCUGGAGUGUCACUAACAGGUCAUUUUGUUGAAGGAUUAGUGACAACUGGAUCAUCUACUGUAAGAUUAGAGACAACUAGACCUUCAGCUGUAGGAUCAGGAACAACUGGACCUGCUGUUGUAAAAGCACAGACAGUUGGACCAUCAGCUGGAGUAACAGUGACAUCUGGACAAUCAGCUAGAAUGACUGGGGCAACUGGACCAUCAGUAGGAGAGACAGGAACAACUGGACAAGCAAGUAAAGGAUUAGGGACAAUUAGACCAUCUGUUGUAGGAUUAGAGACUACUGAACCAUUACCUGAAGGAUCAGGGACAACUGGACCACCUAUUGUAGGAGAGACAACUGUACCAUCAGCUAGAGUGACAGUUACAUCUGGAUACUCAGAUAGAGUGACUGGGGCAACUGAACCAUUGGCUGGAGUAACAGGAACCACUAAACAAUCUGUUGUAGGAUCAGUGGCAACUGGACCAUCAGUUAUAGGAGUAGAGACAACUGUAAAAACUUCAUCUGGAGGAUUAAGUACAACCACAUCAUCAGUUGGAGGAACAGGGACCACUGGACAAUCAUCUGAAAGAUCAGGGGCAACAGGACCAUUUACUGGAUUGACAGGGACAUCUGCACAAUCAGCUGGGGUGACAAUGACAUCUGCCCAAUCAGCUGGAGUGGUAGUAACAACAGAACUAAAUGUUGAUGGCUCAGGGACAACUGGAAAAUCUCUUAUAGGAUCAGGAACAACUGGAUUAUCAGCUGAAGCUAUAGGGACAACUGGACCAUCAACUGAAGGAUUAGAGAAAACUGGACCAUCUAUUACUGGAUCAGGAACAACCAUACCAUUAGUUACAGAAUCAUGGAAAACUGGAACUUCAUCUGGAGGACAGGGUACAACGAGUCCAUUAGUUAGAGGAAUAGAGACAACUGGACAAUCAGUUUCAGGAUCAGUGACAACAGGGCCAGUUAUAGGAUUGACAGAAAACUCUGGUCCAUCAGCUGGAAUGACAGUGACACCUAGACAAUCACCUACAGUGACUCAGACAACUGGGUCUUCAGCUGCAAUAUCAGGAACCACUGUACAAUCUCUUACAGUAUCAGGGACAGUUAGACCAUCAUCUGGACAAACAGAAAAAACUGGAUCAUCAGUUGAAAAAUCAGGGACAACUGAGCCAUCAGCUGUAAGGUCAGGGACUACUGGACCAACAGCUGGAGUGAAACAUACAAAUGGGCCAUCAUCAGGUGGAGUGACAGGGAUAACUGGAUCAUCACCUGGAGUGACAGGGAUAACUGGAUCAUCUGCAAGAUCAGGGACAAGUAUCCCAUCUGCUGGAAAAACAGGAACAACUAGAAUAUCAGUUGAAGAAUCAAGGACAACUGGACCAUCAGCUGGAAUAACAGGUACAAAUGGACUAUCAGCUGGAGUGACAGGGACAACUGGAUCAUCAGCUGGAGUGACAGGGAAAACUGGACCAUCAGCUAGCAGGACAGGGACAACUGGACUGUCAGCUGGGGUGACAGGGAUAACUGAAUUAUCAGCAGAAGUGACAGGGACAACUGGACUAUCACCUGAGGUGAGAGGGAAAACUGGAUCAUCAGCAGGAGGGACAGGAACAACUGGACCAUCAGCAGAAGUGACAGGAAAAACUGGACUAUCAGCUGGAGUGAUGGGGACAACUAGUCCAUCAACUGAAGUGACAGGGCUACCUGUAGUAUCAACUGGGGUGACAGGGACAAUUGGAUCACCAGCUGGAGUGACAGGGACAACUGCAGUAUCAGCUGGAGUAACAGGGACAACUGGACUAUCAGCUGAAGUGACAGAGAUAACUGGACUAUCAGCUGGGGUGACAGGGACAACUGGACUAUCUGCUGGUGUGACAGAGACAAUUGGACUAUCAACUGGGAUGACAGGGACAAUUGGAUCAUCAGCUGGAGUGGCAGGGACAAGAAGACUAUCAGCUGAAGUGACAGGGACAACUGGACAGUCAACUGGUGUGACAGGGUCAACUGGACUGUCAUCUGGGGUGACAGGGACAACUGGACAGUCAGUUGAAGUGACAGGGACAACUGGACAAUCUGUUGGGGUGACAGGGACAGCUAGAUCAUCAGCUGGAGUGACAGGGAUAAUUGGACUAUCAGCUGGACUGACAGGGACAAGUGGACUAUCAGCUGGGGUCACAGGGACAACUAGACAGUCAGCUGGUGUGACAGGGUCAACUGGACAGUCAGCUGAAGUGACAGGGACAACUGAACAAUCUGUUGGAGUGACAGGGACAACUAGAUCAUCAACUGGAGAGACAGGGAUAACUGGACUAUCAGCUGGAGUGACAGGGACAAGUGGACUAUCAGCUGGGGUGACAGGGAUAACUGGACUAUCAGCUGAGGUGAUGGAGACAACUGGACAGUCAGAUGAAGUGACAGGGACAACUGGACAAUCUGUUGGAGUGACAGGGACAACUAGAUCAUCAGCUGGAGUGACAGGGACAACUGGACUAUCAGCUGAAGUGAUAGGGACAACUGAACAAUCUGUUGGAGUGACAGGGACAACUAGAUCAUCAACUGGAGUGACAGGGACAACUGGACUAUCGGCUGAAGUGACAGGAACAACUGGACCAUCAGCUGAGGUGACAAGGACAACUGGACUAUCAGCUAGAGUGACAGGGACGACUGGACAAUCUGUUGGAGUGACAGGGACAACUAGAUCAUCAAUUGGAGUGACAGGGAUAACUGGACUAUCAACUGGAGUGACAGGGACAAGUGGACUACCAGCUGGGGUGACAAGGAUAACUGGACUAUCAGCUGGGGUAACAGGGACAACUGCAGUGACAGGGACAAUUGGAUCACCAGUCGGAGUGACAGGGACAACUGGACUAUCAGCUGAAGCAACAGGGACAACCAGACCAUCAGCUGAGGUGACAGGGACAACCAGAGUAUCAGCUGGGGUGACAGGGAUAACUGGACUAUCAGUUGGGGUGACAGGGACAACUGAAUCAUUAGCUGGGGUGACAGAGAUAACUGGAUCAUCAACUGGGGUGACAGGGAAAACUGGAUUAUCAGCUGGAGUGACAGGGACAACUACAGUAUCAGCUGGAGUAACAGGGACAACUGGACUAUCAGCUGGGGUGACAGGGACAACUGGACUAUCUGCUGGGGUGACAGAGACAAUUGGACUAUCAACUGAGGUAAGAGAGACAAUUAGAUCAUCAACUGGAGUGACAGCAACAACUGGACAAUCACCUGGUGUGACAGGAUCAACUGGACAGGCAUCUGAAGUGACAGGGACAACUAGGCAAUCUAUUGGAGUCACAGGGACAGCUAGAUCAUCAGCUGGAGUGAUAGGGAUAACUGGACUAUCAGCUGGACUGACAGGGACAAGUGGACUAUCAGCUGGGGUGACAGGGAUAACUGGACUAUCAGCUGAAGUGACAGGGACAACUGGACUAUCAGCUGAAGUGACAGGGACAACUGGACUGUCAACUGGGGUGACAAGGACAACUGGACAGUCAGCUGAAGUGACAGGGACAAUAAGACAAUAUGUUGGAGUAACAGGGACAGCUAGAUCAUCAGCUGGAGUGACAGGGAUAACUGGACUAUCAGCUGGAGUGACAGGGACAAGUGGACUAUCAGUGGGGGUGACAGGGAUAACUGAAUUAUCAGCAGAAGGGACAGGGACAACUGAACUGUCAUCUGAGAAGACAGGGAAAACUGGAUCAUCAGCCAGAGUGACAGGAACAACUGGAUCAUCAGCAGAAGUGACAGGAGAAACUGGACUGUCAGUUGGAGUGACGGGGACAACUGGCCCAUCAGCUGAAGCGACAGGGCUACCUGUAGUAUCAGCUGGGGUGACGGGGACAAUUGGAUCACCAGCUGGAGUGACAGGGACAACUCAGCUAUCAACUGUGGUGACAGGGAUAACUGGACUAUCAACUGAGGUGACAGGGACAACUGGACUAUCUGCUGGGCUGACAGAGAAAAUUGGACUAUCAACUGAGGUGACAGGCACAAGUGUAUCAUCAGCUGGAGUGACAGGGACAACAAGACUGUCAGCUGGAAUGACAGGGACAACUGGACAGUCAGCUGGUGUGACAGGGUCAACUGGACUAUCAGCUGGGGUGACAGGGACAACUGGACAGUCAGUUGAAGUGACAGGGACAACUGGACAAUUGGUUGGCAUGACAGGGACAGCUAGAUCAUCAGCUGGAGUGACAGGGAAAACUGGACUAUCAGCUGGAGUGACAGGGACAAGUGGACUAUCAGCUGUGGUGACAGGAAUAACUGGACUAUCAGCUGAGGUGACAGGGACAACUGGAUUAUCAACUGGGGUGAGAGGGACAACUAGACAGUCAGUUGGUGUGACAGGGUCAACUAGACUAUCAGCUGAGGUGACAGGGACAACUGGGCAGUCAUCUGAAGUGACAGGGACAACUGGACAAUCUGUUAGAGUGACAGAGACAACUAGAUCAUCAACUGGAGUGACAGGGAUAACUGGACUAUCAGCUAGAGUGACAGGGACAAGUGGACUAUCAGCUGUAGUGACAGGGAAAACUGGACCAUCAGCUGGGGUGGCGGAGACAACCGGACAGUCAGCUGAAGUGACAAGGACAACUGAACAAUCAGCUGCAGUGACAGGGACAAUUGAAUCACCAGUUGGAGUGACAGGGACAACUGGACUAUCAGCUGAAGCAACAGGGGCAAGCAGACCAUCAGCUGAGGUGACAGGGACAACCAGAGUAUCAGCUGGGGUGACAGGGAUAACUGGACUAUCAACUGGAGUGACAGGGACAACUGGACCAUCAGCUGAAGAGACAGGGGCAACUGGCCCAUCAGCAGAAGUGACAAGGACAACUGGACCAUUGGCUGGAGUGACAGGGAUAACUGAACUAUCAGCAGAAGUGAUACGGACAACUGGACUAUCAACUGAGGUGACAGGGAAAACUGGAUCAUCAGCAGGAGUGACAGGAAUAACUGGACCAUCAGCAGAAGUGACAGGGAAAACUGGGCUAUCAGCUGGAGUGAUGGGGACAACUGGACCAUCAGUUGAAGUGACAGGGACAACUGGAUCAUCAGCUGGAGUGACAGGGACAACUGGGCCAUCAGCUGGAGUGACAGGGACAAGUGAGCUAUCAGCUGCAGUGGCAGGGACAACUGGCCCAUCAGCUGAAGCAACAGGGCUACCUGUAGUAUCAGCUGGGGUGACAGGGACAAUUGGAUCACCAGCUGGAGUGACAGGGACAACUCGGCUAUCAGCUGUGGUGACAGGGAUAACUGGACUAUCAACCGAGGUGACAGGGACAACUGGACUAUCAGCUGGGGUGACAGGGAUAGCUGGACUCUCAGCUGGGGUGACAGGGAUAACUGGACUAUCAGCUGGGGUGACAGAGACAACAGAACAAUCAGCUGAAGUGUCAGGGACAACUGGACAAUCUGUUGGAGUGACAGGGACAACUAGAUCAUCAACUGGAGUGACAGGGACAAUUGGACUACCAGCUGGGGUGACAGGGACAACUGAACAGUCAGCUGAAGUGACAGGGACAACUGGACAAUCUGUUGGAGUGACAGGGAAAACUAGAUCAUCAAUUGGAGUGACAGGGACAAGUGGACUAUCAGCUGGGGUGACAGGGAUAACUGUACUACCAGCUGGGAUUACAGGGACAACUGGACAGUCAGCUGAAGUGACAGGGACAACUGGACAAUCUGUUGGAGUGACAGGGGCAACUAGAUCAUCAGUUGGUGUGACAGGGACAAUUGGAUCACCAGCUGGAGUGACAGGGGCAACUGUUUCAUCUGCAAGAUUAGAGACAAGUAUACCAUUAACUGGAAAAACAGUAACAACUAGAACAUCAAUUGAAGAAUCAGUGACAACUGGACCAUCAGCUGGAAUAACAGGUACAAAUGGACUAUCAGCUGAAGCGACAGGGACAAAGGAAAUACCAGCUGGGGUGACAGGAACAACUGGACAGUCAGCUGAAGUGACAGGGAUAGCUGGACAAUCUGUUGGAGUGACAGGGGCAACUAGAUCAUCAGCUGGAGUGACAGGGACAAUUGGAUCAUCAGCUGGAGUGACAGGGACAAUUGGAUCACCAGCUGGAGUGACAGGGACAACUCAGCUAUCAGCUGUGGUGACAGGGAUAACUGGAAUAUCAGCUGAGUUGACAGAGAUAACUGGACUAUCAACUGGGAUGACAGGGAUAACUGGACCAUCAGCUGGAGUGACAGGGACAACUACAGUAUCAGCUGGAGUAACAGGGACAACUGGACCAUCAACUGAAGUGACAGGGAUAACUGGACUAUCAGCUGGGGUGACAGGGACAACUGGACUAUCUGCUGGGGUGAGAGAGACGAUUGGUCUAUCAACUGGGGUGACAGGGACAAUUGGAUCAUCAACUGGAGUGGCAGGGACAACAAGACUACCAGCUGGAGUGACAGGGACAACUGGACCAUCAGCUGGUGUAACGGGGUCAACUGGACUAUCAGCUGGUGUGACAGGGACAACUGGACAGUCAGCUGAAGUGACAGGGACAACUGGACAAUCUGUAGUGACAGGGACAACUGGACUAUCAGUUGGGGUGAUAGGGACUACCAGAUCAUUAGCUGGGGUGACAGGGACAACUGGACCAUCAGCUGGAGUGACAGGGACAACUGGACCAUCAGCUGGAGUGACGGGGACAACUGGACCUACAACUGGAGUGCCUGCUGCAACUCCCCCAGGAGCUGAAGGUGAAAGCAUAGCUUCCACAUCAGUUGCCACGGGAGCCAUCCCUGGGUCAACAAUUGCACCAGGAAGUACCACUACUGGUACCACUGGGGUAACCACUGGCACAACUCUUGCCCCUAGAAGUUCUAGCACAGGAACUUUUGGUAGUAUUUCUGGGAAAACUCUCAAACCUGGAACUUAUGUCUCAGAGGCUACAACUGCUACAGGGACUCCUGGAACAGGACUGUCAGGAGGCACCACUAUCAUUUCUUCUGAAGUUAGUACCAGUUCAGAAGUUUCCAACACAGAUAUCACUAGUGUAGGCUCUGAGACAUCUGUUGAAACAGGAAUUUCCAACACAGCUACGACUGGGGUGGCUCCUGGCCCAACCCUUGCCCCUGGCAGUUCCAGGACAGAAGCCACAACUUCCUUAGGAGGAAGUACAUCAACAAGAGGUGGAAUAGCCACAGAAGCCACAGGUUCCUCAAGAGGGGUCAGGACCACUGGAUCAGAAGCUCCAGGAGGUACUUCUGGAGAAUUAUCUGGGACAACCAUUUCAUCUGGAGGCUUCCACACAGGUACCACAACUCUCACAGGAGGUAGGGGCAGUACUGGAACUGAAUCCAGAGCAGAGUCCACAACUUCCCUACAAGAAAGUGCAAAGACAAGAGGUGGAAUAGCGACAGAGGCCGCAAGUUCCACAGGAGGGGUCAGAGCCACUGGAACAGAAGCUCCAGGAGGUACCUCUGGUAAAUUCUCUGGGACAACCAUUUCAUCUGGAGGUUCCCACACAGAGGCCACAACUCUCGCAGGUGGCAGAGGCAACACUGAAAGUGAAUUCAGAACAGCCACCACUGGGGUAGUUCCUGCCACAACUGUUGCCCCUGGCCGUUCCAAGACAGAGGCCACCACUUUCCUAAGAGUAAGUGGAACAACAAGUGUUGGAAGAGCCACGGGGGCCACAGCUUCCAUGGUAGGGGGUGACACCAGCCAAGCAAAACGUCCAGGAGGUGACACUUUUACUCUUCUCAUUUUAUGUACUUCCGGUGAAUUCCCAGGAACAACCAUUACAUCUGGAGAUUUCCACACAGGGACCACAGCUGUGACAGGAAGCAGGGGCAGUAUUGGAACUGAAUCCAUAGCAGAGACCACAACAUACAUUAGAGGAAGUGGGACCACAAGAAGUGGAUUAGCCACAGCUACCACUGGGGCAUUCUCUGGAAAGACUCUGGAACCUGGGAAUGACAACACAGAGGCCACAAGUUCCACAGGAGGGGUCAGGGCCACCAGAUCAGAAGCUCCAGGAGGUACCUCUGGUGAAUUCCCAGGGACAACAUUUACAUCUGGAGGUUCCCACACAGAGGCCACAACUUUCACAGGAGGCAGGGGCAGUAAAGGAACUGAAUCCAGAGCAGCCACCACCAGGGCAGCUCCUGGCACAACUCUUGCCCCUGGCAGUUCCAACACAGAGGCCACAGCUUCCCUAGGUGGAAGUACAACGACAAGAGGUAGAAUAACCACUGCUACCACUGGGGCAUUCUCUGGAAAGACUCUGGAACCUGGGAAUGACAACACAGAGGCCACAAGUUCCACAGGAGGGGUCAGGGUCACUGGGUCAGAAGCUCCAGGAGGUACUCCUGGUGAAUUCCCUGGGACAACAAUUACAUCUGGAGGUUCCCACACAGCCACCACUACGGCAGUUUCUGCCACAACUCUUGCCCCUGGCAGUUCCAACACGGGGGCCACAGCUUUCCUAGGUGGAAGUGCAAAAACAAGAGGUGGAAUAACCACUGCUACCACUGGGGCAUUCUCUGGAAAGACUCUGGAACCUGGGAACGACAACACAGAGGCCACAAGUUCCACAGGAGGGGUCAGGACCACCAGAUCAGAAGUUCCAGGAAAGGCCACAACUCUCACAGAAGACAGGAACGGUACCAGAAGUGAAUCCAAAACAGCCACCACUGGGGUAGUUCCUGCCACAACUGUUGCCCCUGGCCGUUCCAAGACAGAGGCCACCACUUUCCUAAGAGUAAGUGGAACAAGCAGCAUUGGAAGAGCCACAGGCACCACAACUUCCAUAGUAGGGGGUGACACCAGCCAAGCAGAACGUCCAGGAGGUACAACUGUGGUUUCACCUCGAGUCAGCAGCAGUUCACAGAGCUCCAGACCAGGUACCUCUGUCACACCAGAGAGCUCAGCAUCUGAAAGUGAAACAGUUACUACAGAAGAAUUCUCUGGGACAAUUGCUAUAUCUAGAAUGUCCCACACUGGCACCACGGCAGCCUCAGGAGGCCAAGCAACUGGGAGCCUGACCACCACCACUGGGGUAGCCCCUGGCACAACUGUUGCACCUGGCAGUUCCAACACAGAGGCCACUACUUCUGUAGGAGAAAGAGAAACAACAAAAGCUGAAAUAAUCACAGGUACUACUGAGGGCAUCUCUGGGAAAUCUGUGGAAGCUGGAAGUGCCCACACAGAGGCCACAACUUUCCCAGGAGGCAGUGGGACCACCCAAGUAGGACCACCUGGAGGUUCCAAUGUGGUAACCACUGGAAAAAUUCUUACACAUGAAAAUCUAAUACUUAAAGAAAUAAAUAAUGAUGAUAAUAAGACCACAGCUUCCCUAGGAGGAAGUGGUACCACCGGAGCAGGAAUAAAAUCAGCUGCAGUUCCUUCUGGUACAACAGUUGCCCCUGGGAGCUCCAACUCAGAAGCUACAACUUCUGUAGGAGAAAAUGGAAAAACAAGUGGCGAAAUAAUCACAGGUACUACUGAGGGCACCUCUGGCAAAAUUCUGGAACCUGGAAGUGCUCACACAGAGGCCACAACUUUCCCAGGAGGCAGCGGGACCACCCGAGCAGGACCACCAGGAGGUACCACUGGAGAAUUGUCUGGAACGACCAUUAUAUCUGGAAGUUCUAACACAGAGGCCACAACUUCCACAAAAGGGACUGGUACUUCUGGAACUGGCUUCAAAACUGAGAUAUAAUGUGUUUCGGGUACCUCUGGGGUGGCACCUGGCACAACAGUUGCCCCUGAAAGUUUCAGCACAGCCACAAUUUCUCCUGGAGCAAGUAGAACCACUGGGGCUGGACCUGCUGAAGAAACCACAAUUUCCCUAGGAGGAGGUGGUACCACUGGAGCAGAAAUAAAAUCAGGAGCCACCUCUGGAGCACCAGGAAGUAAGACAGGCACAGCUGGAGUGCCCUCUGUGACAACAGUUGCCCCUGGAAGCUCUAACUCAGAGGCCAUGACUGCUUUAAGAGAAAGUGGAAAAACAAGAGCUGAAAUAACCACAGGUACUACUGAGGGCAAAACUCUGUCAGCUGGAAGUACCCACACAGAGGCCACAACUUUCUCAGGAGGCAGCGGGACCACCCGAGCAGGACCACCAGGAGGCACUUAUGGCAUAUCAGGGGGAUAUGUCCCUGGAAGGGAAACAGAGCCCACAACUUCCAUUGAAGAGACUGGUCCUUCCAGAACUGUAUUCAAAACUGUAGGCAUCACUUCAGUCCCAGGGAGGCAAGCAGGCACCUCUGUCGUGGCACCUGGCACAACAGUUGCCCCCGGAAGUUUCAGCACAGCAGCCACAACUUCUCCUGGAGCAAGUGGAAUGACUGGGGUUAGAACCACUUCGAAGACUACAACUUCCCUAGGUAGAAUUGGCACCACUAGAACUGAAAUAAAAUCAGGAGCCACCACUGGAGCACCAGGAAGUAAGACAGGUAUCAUGGGAGAAUCUUCUAGAACGACCAUUAUAUCUGGAAGUUCUAACACAGAGGCCACAACUUCCAUUGAAGAGACUGGUACUUCUGGAACUGGAUUCAAAACUGCAGGCAUCACUGCAGCAGCACCAGGAAAGCAAGCAGGCACCUCUGGGGUGGCACCUGGCACAACAGUUGCUCCUGGAAGUUUCAGCACAGCAGCUACAACUUCUCCUGGAGCAAGCAGAGUGACUGGCACUGGACCCACUGCAGAGACCACAAUUUUCCUAGCAGGAAGUAGCACCACUGGAGCAGAAAUAAAAUCAGGAGCCAUGACCAAAGCACCAGGAAGUAAGACAGGCACAGCUAGAGUGCCCUCUGGUACAACAGUCACCCCUGGGAGCUCCAACUCAGAGGCUACAACAUUUUCUAGAAUCACUGAAGCAGUAACAGUCUCAGGAUCCAUGACCACUGCACUGGGGAGCCAACUCUCCAGCAGUCAAACAGUGAUUCUAGGUUCCAGUGGCAUCAUCUCUCACACAACUGUUGCACCUGGAAGUUCUGUUAUAGGAAUCACCUCUGAUGCAUCAGACAAUCAAGUCACUGGAAGUGAAAUGGGCACUACUGGUGUAGCCUUGAGCACAGCUGUUGCACCUGGAAGUUCCAGUACAGAAGCCACAACUUCCCCAGGAGUCCACAGAACCACUGUAGUGGGAUGGAAGACAGGUGAGAAUUAAUGAGCUACCACUAGAGGGUCAGCAAACCAAGGAACUGGAAGCACAAUAGAAGCUAUGACGUCCUUUAGAGGCACUGGGACCACAGGAAGUGGAAUGAAUACAGGUACUACUGGAGUGGUCUCUGGCAACACCAUCUCACCUAGCAGUUUCAACACAGAAGCUACCAGUGGCACAUCUGGGAGGUCAAACCCUGGAAGUGAAAUAGGCACCACUGGUAUAGUCUCUGGCACAACAGUUGCAUCUGGAAGUUCCAACACAGAAGCCACAACUUCUUUGGGCAAUGGUGGAACCACUGAGGCUGGAAGUAAAAUAGUUACCACUGGGAUAACUACUGGCACAACCAUUGUAUCUGGGAGUUCCAACACAAAGGCUACGACUUCUAGAGACAUUGGAGUUGCCACUGGAGUUGGAAUGGCAACUGGGGUCACCAACAUAAUUUCAGGGAGAAGCCAACCUACUGAAAGUAAAACAGGCUACACUGUGAUAGGCUCUGGGACAACAGCCUUACCUGGAGGUUUCAGAACAGGCAAUACCCCAGGAUCAACAGGAGUCACCAGCAGCCAAGAAGACACCACUGUAGUAUCAAACGGAAUCACUGGAAUCCCAGAAACUUCCAUCGCAGGUCCUUCCAAGGAAGCAUCUGACGAAACCGCUGCUCCUGGACCUCCUACCACAGUCACUGCUUCCACAGGAGUCAAAAUAACUUCUGGAACUGGAGUGCAAACAGGCUCCACCUUGGUUCCAUCUGGAGUGCCAACAAGACCACAAGUAUCCCAGUCAGAAACCACUGUUGUGGCAACCAGAGAAGUAGAAACUGAAAAUAAAACAGAAUGUCUAGCCUCACUUCCACCAGCUCCAGUUUGUCACGGUCCACUGGGAGAAGAGAAAUCUCCUGGAGACAUAUGGACUGCCAAUUGCCACAGAUGUACCUGUACUGAUGCAAAGACUAUAGACUGUAAACCUGAGGAGUGCCCUUCUCCACCCACAUGCAAAACCGGUGAAAAGCUUGUGAAGUUCCAAUAUAAUGACACCUGCUGUGAAAUCGGAUACUGUGAACCAAGAACAUGUUUAUUUAACAAUACUGACUAUGAGAUUGGUGCUUCAUUCGAUGACCCCAGCAACCCCUGUGUCUCCUAUUCCUGCAAAGACACUGGCUUUGCUGCAGUAGUCCAAGACUGCCCAAAGCAGACCUGGUGUGCAGAAGUAAACAGAAUCUAUGAUUCAAAAAAAUGUUGCUAUACAUGUAAGAAUAAUUGCACAUCUUCCCUUGUGAAUGUGACUGUUAUCUACAAUGGUUGCAAGAAAAAAGUUCAGAUGGCAAAAUGCGCAGGGGAAUGUGAAAAGACUGUCAAGUACAAUUAUGAUAUCUUACUCUUGGAACAUUCAUGUCUUUGCUGCCGAGAAGAAAACUAUGAACUCAGAGACAUUGUACUUGACUGUCCUGAUGGGAGUACAAUCCCUUACGAAUACAGGCACAUCACAACCUGCUCUUGUUUAGACAUAUGCCAACCAUAUACGACUUCCAUGUACAGUUAA
Piliocolobus tephrosceles (Ugandan red Colobus) is the source of this 21149-nucleotide messenger RNA. RefSeq names its product mucin 19, oligomeric (gene MUC19). Lineage: Eukaryota; Metazoa; Chordata; Mammalia; Primates; Cercopithecidae. The record is from RefSeq and is a predicted model, not a curated record. The transcript is spliced from 163 exons. Gene Ontology annotation, molecular function: protein binding.